GCCUUUGCCGUGUAAACUUUCCUAGUUGAUUGCUUCCUUAAGCAGAUUGUGGUGGCAAGUAUUCAAAUAUGGCUCCUUUACCUAUGAAGAUAUAUGGUCACACAGUCAUAAUGUACUGUUUGGUAUUUCUUUCUCUCUCUUUCCCUCCCUCCCUCCCUCCCUUCCUGUAUAUUUUGUGGAAAAAAAUCUUGUUAAGCCCAGAUCCUCCCAACAAGAUACAUAGUAGAGGGAGGGGACUUGAAGCUAGAAAGAGGAAAUACAGAAAGAAAAGGACAGAGGAGGGGGGAGCAAGAGAAUGGAAAGUUGGUCCAUAAAAAAUGUGCCCCUUCAGUUAAAGUGAGCCAAAAUCACACAAUUGGCUAACAUGUGAAAACUAGCAAGGGAACUGAGCUCUAGUUCCUAGUUGACCGGGGUAUUCAGUAGAAGCAACACACUUGUAACUUAGCUGAACUCUGGAUUACACUUACUUUCUCCUCCCAUAGGCUAGUGGUUCUCAAGUUAUAGUUUUACAAAUUAUCCCUGCUCUGAGAUUCUGAUUCAGUAGGCUCUAGGUAGGGCUUAGGAAGAUAUUUUUAACAGGCUCCUUGGCUAAUUCUAAUGCAGGUGGACUACAUUAGAGAGACAUUGCCCUAGGUUAUCAUCUUUUGGUAAGUAUUUAGUAAAUCUGAGAGAAGAGUCAAACAUAUGGCAAGGUUAUGCCUUUUAUGGGGCCACUGAAAAAAAUGCUUCUAACCAUUGGUUUUCUGAAGUAGGAGAUUCCUGAGCUGAGUUUUAAAGGAGGAGAGGGAUGCAGUCAAGUUAAAAUGAUGGCUGGAAGGAUGUCUCAGGCCUUGGACCUGAUGAGCAAAGGCACAGAGGUGACAGGUAGCAUGUGUAUUCAGGCCAGGUCUCUAGAAAGUCAAGUGGAAACCAAAUGGUAAGAUGAGAUAGUUACACAGAGGUCACAGCAUGAUCCUUGGACUUCUAUAGAGUAAGAAUUUGAAGGGGGGAGGGGCAGGGAGCAAUGGAGAACAAAGUAGAUUUGCAAUUUAGUUAGAUCCCUAGUGACUGAAAGAGAUGAACACAAGGACAAGAUUGUAAAGCCACAUCAAAUCACAAGGGGUUUUAGAAAUCAAAGCAGCACAUAGUGGUUUGAAAAUUUUUUGUUAGAUGUUUUCACUGUAACAGUUUGCAUUUCAGAGCAACUUGAACAGAACAGUCAUUGCAGAAAUGUGGAAAGAGUACAGGCUUGCCUUCUGAGUAACAGUGAUUCUUGUUGCCUUUUAAACACGUGGAAAUGGAUGACAGUGAAAGCUGCUUGGAGUCUGAUCAUCGUGACUGUGGUGGUAUUUAAUGCCCAGCACAAAUAAGAGCCUGAAUGGGUAAAAAAGCAGAGAGUAUUUUAAAGGAGUCAGCGUUCCUUUACUUUGGUGAAACGGAGCUGAAGUUACACACAGGCCUCGUCGACUUUGCAACCUGCCCCUGACGGUAUGGUUUGGGGAGGACACAUCGUGCCUGAGGUAUUGCAAGAUACGGAAUUACGGAGAAACAGAAAGACUCAGGAUCAAUGCCAGAUUCUCUUUCGGCAGUUGAGAUUACAGACAUCCCGCCAGAAUGAUUUCUGCAAAGCCCAGACUUGUCGUACCUUAUGGCCUCAAGACUCUGCUUGAGGGAGUUAGCAGAGCCAUACUCAAAGCCAAUCCACCAAACAUCACCCAGUUUGCAGCAGUUUAUUUCAAAGAACUUAUUGUGUUUAGAGAAGGAAAUAAUUCUCUGGAUAUAAAAGAUCUUGUUAAACAAUUUCAUCAGAUUAAAGUGGAGAAGUGGUCAGAAGGAACGGCACAAGAGAAGAAACCAGAAUGUGUGAAAGAGCCAGAAAGAACAUCUACAGUUUCCCAAGAACCUAAACGGAUGGAAAAAUCUACGGACACAGAGGAGGACAACAUAACUGCACCGCAGUUUAGCCACAAAACCACGCAGUUCCCGUCAGUCCAUGCUGAGCUGCUCUCAGAGCCUGAGGACGCCACUGAAGUAGUUCACGGUCCUUCGAAACCGACCACCCCUAAAAAUGCCACCCCACCCUCAUCACUGUCGCCAGCAGCUGUCUCACCCGAGUUGGCCUACGUCCCUGCUGACCCAGCUCAGUUUGCUGCUCAGAUGUUAGGUAAUGUUUCCUCUGUUCAUUCGGAUCACUCUGAAAUUGUAAUGGUGGAUGUGGCAACAAGUAUGCCUGUUUUUCCCGAGGAGAUGCUGAGCUCAGAGGCUGCUGAAGAUGAUGUGGUGGCCACUCUUGUGCAUUCUGGAGAGCUGGCAGCAGUGCAGGCUCUGAGCGAGACAUCUGUCCAUGUAGAUUUGGGUUCUAAACCUAAAGACAAUGAGGCUGAACCACCAAUGGCUUCCCCAUUCUCCUUGCAGGAUGAACAAGAACCUCCUGCUUAUGAUCAAGCCCCUCAGGCCCCUUUGCAGGCUGCUACUGAGGUGACAUCCACCAGGCACGUAGCAUCUAUCUAUAAAGAUGAGCCUGUGAUUGAAGGAGUUUCUGAUGUUGAGCAAAUACUGGAACAAACAGUUAUCCCCUUUUCUGAUCAUGUUGCUUGUCUCAAAGGAAACGAGCAGUCACCACCCCUUAGGCCCAUACUUGUAGUAGGCAAGACAGCCUCAGACGUGUCUGAAAAAUCUGUGGGUUCUGCAAACUUUGUGCAGUUGGAGAGUGCAAAAUAUGACUCCUCAGUACAUGUGGAGGCAGAUGGCUCUGCCACAACAGUGAGCUCUGAAAAAUCUGUGCACCUUGCAGUGGACAUCUUUGCGCUGGCCCCUGGCAGUGCUGGGCAGGAGGACUCAUGGGAAAACCGUGCGUCCCAGGAGACGGAGGUCAAACCCACGCUCUCAGGGGAAGCUGCAAAAGUAGUGCGCUCAGGUGCGUCCGUAAGAUCAUCUAGUGGCCCCCAACCUCCUGUUCCAGAAGGUCUUAAUGAACCAGAAAUCGAACCAGAAUGGGAAGCAGCACCUAAACAAGGUUUGACGGAGCCAGCAAUAGCAGCAAGCGAAGCAGGACAACCACCACCAUAUUCUAACAUGUGGACCCUUUAUUGUCUAACUGAUAUGAGUCAACAAAGUCGCCCAUCACCACCACCUGCACCUGGGCCUUUCCCCCAAGCAACCCUCUAUUUACCUAAUUCUAAGGAUCCACAGUUUCUGCAGCAUCCACCAAAAGUUACUUCUCCAACUUAUGUGAUGAUGGACGACAGCAAGAAGACCAGUGCCCCGCCUUUUCUUUUAGUGGGCUCAAAUGUUCAGGAAGCACAGGAUUGGAAGCCUGUUCCUGGACACGCUGUUUCCCAGUCAGAUGCCUUGAGGAGAUAUGCUGCAGUGCAAGUACCCAUUGCUGUUCCUGCAGAUCAGAAAUUCCAGAAACACACCCCCAAUCCCCAGAAUGCUAAUCCUCCUCCAAGUGGACAAGAUGUCCCCAGACCACAAAGUCCAGUUUUUCUUUCUGUUGCUUUCCCGGUAGAAGAUGUAGCCAAAAAAGGUUCAGGAUUUGGUGACAAACGUACUCCCUUUGGAAGUUACGGUAUUGCUGGAGAAAUAACUGUGACUACUGCCAAUGUUCCCAGAGCAGAAACUUAAAACUGGCAGGUAAAUUCUCUUCCCAUGAUACGUGGGCCUUAACACACUUGAGUUUUCAAGCAGGUUGAUCUGUUGACCUAGAGGCUGAGGUAUUUUAAGACACUGAAUUGAGACACGCAGUGAGUGGGGGGGUGCCCUCACAUCCGACGUGGUGAUUGCCCUCACCUACCUUACCACGUUACUACUCAGCGCACGGCAGGCGCACUGCACUGCGGUGACGCACACCAAGGGUCCGGUGCCUAAAACACAUACCAAGCAACCAACUCAGCUACCUCUGAAAACCUGGCGCUGUGUUUAGCCCCGUAGAAGAUGCCAAAGGGGUGGAUUAACAUAAAGACAAGACAUAGUCUCAUGUGGGAAUUUUAUAAUCUAGUUGGCAGGUUUAAGGGGUGGGGAGGACAAGGUGAGAGAUUAUAUACGGAGCACCCAGUCAAUGCGGUAAGUUUGCUCCCUUGUACAGUGAAUACUUACAGCAGAAUGGAUAGGUUGGAAACACAUUCAUGAGCUAAAGGGACAAGUGGUGUUAACCACAGAUAAGAUAGUUUUAUCACUCAAAUAUCAUUAAAAAAUUUUUAUUCAACCAGUACUUACUACCACAUGCAGCACUAGUCUCUCCUCCCCGACGUGUGUACGUACAGCAGAGCAAGCAAAACAUGCAGCCACACCUUAGAAAAGUAAAUGAUAUGCGAAGUAUUGGGAAGAAAACAAGUAGGUACUGAUCCAGGCCCUCUAUUAGAUGGGGUGUUCAGGCACAGAUGUACACUGACGUCUGCGUAGGAGAAGGAGCCCACAGCCCGAGGCCAAGGGCAGGAAAGAGCAUGGGGCUUCGAGACUCUGCAAGUUGGCCACAAGGAGACAGGCUGGGAGGAGCUGGGGAGAGCACAUAAGGUGAAAUCAGACGUGAAGAGGGGACCACGUAACUCAGGGCCCGGCCUCCCAAAUGAAGAGAUUGGGACUGAAAGUUCAGUGGGGAGCCAGAAGAAUGACAGCAGCUGCACGUCUGACGGACAAAAGCUAGAUUUCAGUUUUAGGCAGGUUCAAGUACCACAGUUAGUUACCAUACUUAAGGAGACUCUCUUUUCAAAAUAUCUUAGGACUAUGAGCAUUUACCUACUCAUACCCUUUAGACUUUUAGUGGAACUGUCAAAAUGGCCGUUUUUGGCAGGAGGUGCUAGGCUAUUUUAGUGCAAAUGCACAGAUAACAUAGGUAACAGCUUAGUAGAAGAGCAGGAUAGAACUUGCAUUUCUGAUCAUCCACUCGUUUUACAUGUUCAGUUUUAUGAUUAAACAAGUCACUAUUUACAUUAUUCCUAACAGGUGCUGAAGAUGACAUUGUUUGAGUUGACCUUCAAGGUGGAGUCUGCCACUGAGCGUAAUAUAUCAAUAAACUUCAUGCAAGGCAUAAAACCUUGUCGCCUUGCUUAUUUUACAAUUUAGGCGGUGCACAAACAUCUGAACACAACAGGUCUUAAAUAUCUUCAGACUUGUGAUAUGACACAUUUUCCAACUCGUAUACAUUGUAAAAAAAAAAAAAAAAAAUUAACCUUUCCACUCUAGCAAUUUUCUACCAAGGUAUUCCACUUGAUAAUUCUGUAUUUGGCAUUCACACCAAGUGAACACAGUGGCACCUUGCUCUAAUACUGUAUUUACCCAGAGAACAGUGAGUGCUAACUGCCUACUUAGCACGUGAGCCCGGGGGUGAGCUCUCUGGCCCCGGGAACCUUGGCAGCACAAGGACUUACUUUCUUGUAAGGACACUUGACAAUUUGGCAUCCUAUUAAGUGCAGCAUUAGUAUAUUUCAAAGUUUGAAAGAGACCACAAUGUUUUGAACAUUCUAAAGCCUUUAUUUAGCAUCAGGUAGAUUAUUUCAUUAUAACACUUGUUAACUUCAAGACAGCCAUUAAAAUAACUUACUGGCAGCUACCUAAGGCCCCCUGGAAGCAAUAUCUCAGUCUGGGGUUGGGUGGAUAAAUACAGUAAGAUUAAUGUACCCCAAUUAAAGGGGCAAAGCUACUGUACAGUAGGUCUCCAUACAUAUCUUAAGUACACAGGUGCCUUGCAAACUUGAAAUGCACAGGACCUCCUUCUAUAUAGUCUGAUACUUAUAAUACAUGAGUACAACUUAAUUUUUCUGGUGGCAUUUGCCACUGGGAAUUGAAGCAUUUAAAGGUUUGUCAUUAUGUAAUGAUGGUGACUAAAAUCUAUAUUUCUAGGGUAUUUUUGUGAAUUGCUAGGUUUUAUACAUAUUUUCAAUUCAAACAUGUACAAUUCAAACAUUCUAAUUAUAGAAAAUUGUAAAAGUAAAAUCAGAGCACUAAAAUAAGCAAAUGAAAUACCUUUUCCAGUUUAGAAUUUUCAAAUCAGGAAUAUCUCUUCUCAACAUUCAGGCAUUUUUUUUUUUCUUUUUAGAGGUAGGAAGGGGUAAAAUUGAGAGGAUUAGUAAGAAGAAAAGCCAUCUUUUCAAGGCAGUCUUUACAAAAUGGCAUAACCUCUAUAUUUGAG
Balaenoptera musculus (blue whale) is the source of this 6109-nucleotide messenger RNA. It is a transcript of the gene CABYR, whose product is annotated as calcium binding tyrosine phosphorylation regulated. The coding region runs from base 1594 to 3606 and encodes 670 amino acids. Gene Ontology annotation, biological process: sperm capacitation. NCBI's taxonomy places the organism in Eukaryota, Metazoa, Chordata, Mammalia, Artiodactyla, Balaenopteridae. The record is from RefSeq and is a predicted model, not a curated record. Gene Ontology annotation, molecular function: calcium ion binding. Gene Ontology annotation, cellular component: sperm fibrous sheath; cytoplasm. The transcript is spliced from 6 exons.